AUUCGAUCAAGGUCACAAAUUAACCUUGAGAUGUGUCAUUUGAACCUCUCUUUUUCAAGAUUAUUGAAACAUAAGGGUUUUGAUUUUCGUUUUGGCCUGAUGAAAAUUUGAUUCAGGGAGUGAAUGCUGAGCCAAUGAGAAGCAAAUUUGGAUUUGAUUGUGUAAAGAGUUGAUGGGAAAUCGUUGUGCAAGAACACCUUGUUGUAGAAAGUUAUGGUCAUGUAUAUGCUGCUGCUGCAUCAAUAACAACAAAAACAAAAACAAGACUCAAACCCGAAGCCAACACGGGUCCAAAGGUAAGGUCCAUCCGGUGAGCAGAAUCGAGAAAUGGGAAGAAAAUAUCACAGAAGCUAACAGUAAUGGCAAGAUUCUCGUGGUGAAUUUCAGCGCGCCAUGGUGUGUACCUUGUAAGAAGAUAGAACCAGUAUUCAGGGAGCUUGCUUCUAGAUACCCUUCAAUGAUAUUUGUAACGGUUGAUGUCGAAGAACUCGCUGAGUUUAGUAAUGAGUGGAAUGUGGAAGCUACACCAACGGUAGUGUUCCUUAAAGAUGGAAGACAAAUGGAUAAACUUGUUGGUGCAGAAACCUCAGAGCUUCAGAAGAAGACAGCAGCAGCAGCAGAUCUAUUUCUCAAGAAUCCAUAA
This is a messenger RNA of Camelina sativa (false flax), 643 nucleotides long. RefSeq names its product putative thioredoxin H10. Lineage: Eukaryota; Viridiplantae; Streptophyta; Magnoliopsida; Brassicales; Brassicaceae. The record is from RefSeq and is a predicted model, not a curated record.